Messenger RNA from Cavia porcellus (domestic guinea pig), 3273 nucleotides. RefSeq names its product heat shock protein family A (Hsp70) member 12B (gene Hspa12b). Lineage: Eukaryota; Metazoa; Chordata; Mammalia; Rodentia; Caviidae. Bases 330 to 2390 code for a protein of 686 amino acids. The record is from RefSeq and is a predicted model, not a curated record. The transcript has 13 exons.
AUGGGUGGGGGGGCAGGCGCACGUCGAGGGCCGUGGGUUGGGAGCUGCGGGCUGCGGGUCGGGAUCCAGGCUGCCGGACCGUGUCGAGCUAUCUAAAGGCCGAGGUGAGCUCAGGAGGUGCUAGGGGCGUCGAGGGGGCCAUCCUGGCCUUCGGCUGGCCCCAGAACCGCAAACUUCGCACUCCAGUGGGUUUGUAGCAGGAACACAACUGUGCAGCGCCCGGGCUCCCACCUGAGCUUUGGGACCCCCCCACGCGAGACACGGAGUUCGGGCUGGCGGAAGAGCAGUGGACCCAGUGUGUCUGGGCCUGAGCUAUAGGGCCUGCGAGGAUGCUGGCUGUCCCAGAGAUGGGCCUGCAGGGGCUCUACAUAGGCUCCAGCCCGGAGCGCUCCCCAGUGCCCAGCCCACCCGGCUCCCCGAGGACCCAGGAAAGCUGUGGCAUUGCCCCCCUCACACCUUCACAGUCACCAAAGCCAGAGGCUCGAGUUCCCCAGCAGGCCUCCUUCUCUGUGGUGGUCGCCAUUGACUUCGGCACCACGUCCAGCGGCUAUGCCUUCAGCUUUGCCAGUGACCCGGAGUCCAUCCACAUGAUGAGAAAAUGGGAAGGUGGGGAUCCUGGCGUGGCCCACCAGAAGACCCCUACCUGUCUACUGCUGACUCCUGAGGGCACCUUUCACAGUUUUGGAUAUACUGCUCGAGAUUACUACCACGACCUGGAUCCGGAGGAGGCCCGGGACUGGCUCUACUUCGAGAAGUUCAAGAUGAAGAUCCAUAGUGCCACCGAUCUCACCUUGAAGACCCAGCUAGAGGCAGUAAAUGGAAAGAAGAUGCCAGCCCUGCAGGUGUUCGCACAUGCCCUACACUUCUUCAAAGAGCACGCCCUGCAGGAACUGAGGGAGCAGUGCCCAUCACUGCCUGAGAAGGAUACUGUGCGCUGGGUGUUGACAGUGCCCGCCAUCUGGAAACAGCCGGCCAAGCAGUUCAUGCGGGAAGCCGCCUACCUGGCUGGCCUGGUAUCUCGAGAGAAUGCAGAACAGCUACUCAUUGCACUGGAGCCCGAGGCUGCCUCUGUCUACUGCCGGAAGCUACGGCUGCACCAGCUCAUGGACCUGAGUAGCAGAGCCCCUGGUGGUGGGCGACUGGGCGAGCGCCGGUCCAUCGACUCCAGCUUCCGGCAGGCCCGUGAGCAACUGCGAAGGUCCCGCCACAGCCGCACAUUCCUGGUGGAGUCAGGCGUGGGAGAGCUGUGGGCAGAGAUGCAGGCAGGAGACCGUUACAUGGUGGCAGACUGUGGGGGAGGCACUGUGGACCUGACAGUGCACCAGCUGGAGCAGCCCCACGGCACCCUGAAGGAGCUCUACAAGGCAUCAGGAGGACCCUAUGGCGCGGUGGGCGUGGACUUGGCCUUUGAGCAGUUACUCUGUCGCAUCUUCGGAGAAGACUUCAUCGCCACCUUCAAAAGGCAACGGCCGGCAGCCUGGGUGGAUCUGACCAUCGCCUUCGAGGCCCGCAAACGCACAGCGGGCCCGCAUCGGGCGGGAGCGCUCAACAUCUCACUGCCUUUCUCUUUCAUUGACUUCUACCGCAAGCAGCGAGGCCACAACGUGGAGACAGCUCUGCGCAGAAGCAGUGUGAACUUCGUGAAGUGGUCCUCCCAGGGGAUGCUUCGGAUGUCCUGUGAGGCCAUGAACGAGCUUUUUCAUCCCACAGUAAGUGGGAUCAUCCAGCACAUAGAGACGCUGCUGGAACGGCCAGAGGUGCAGGGCGUGAAGCUGCUCUUUCUGGUGGGCGGCUUCGCUGAGUCAGCAGUGCUGCAGCAUGCGGUGCAGGUGGCGCUGGGCGCCCGCGGCCUGCGCGUUGUGGUCCCGCACGACGUCAGCCUUACCAUUCUCAAGGGCGCAGUGCUCUUUGGCCAGGCCCCGGGCGUAGUGCGGGUGCGCCGUUCUCCACUCACUUAUGGUGUGGGCGUGCUCAACCGCUUUGUGGCCGGGCGCCACCCACCGGACAAACUGCUUGUGCGCGACGGCCGUCGCUGGUGCACCGACGUCUUCGAGCGUUUCGUAGCCGCAGAGCAGUCAGUGGCCCUGGGCGAAGAGGUGUGCCGCAGUUACUGCCCGGCGCGCCCAGGCCAGCGGCGCGUGCUCAUCAAUCUGUACUGCUGUGCCGCCGAGGACGCGCGCUUCAUCACCGACCCGGGCGUGCGCAAGUGUGGGGCGCUCAGCCUGGAGCUCGAGCCUGCCGAGGGCGGCUUGGACAGUGCUGGCACACCCCCCGGCCGCCUCGAGAUCCGCGCCGCCAUGCAGUUUGGUGACACUGAGAUUAAGGUCACUGCUGUCGAUGUCAGCACCAAUCGCUCUGUGCGCGCCGCCAUUGACUUUCUUUCCAACUGAGGGCGCAGCGGAGCAACCUCUUCGCCCGGCCCCACCCUCUUUCAAGGGGCUGCGGGCCUAGGAAGCCCGAUAGGGAUGAAGGACGCACUAGUUCAAAUGUCAGUGCUCUUUUUGAGUCCUCCAGCUGGAGCGAGAUGAGGUCAAGGAAGGGAGGGAGGGUGGGUGGGAGAAGACAUGGAGACUCGCUCUGGGAUUGGGCUUUGGUCCACUGACUGGAAGGACCCCUGCCAAGCACCAACGGGAAAGGGAGAAUUCUUCGAAGAGGUGUGCAAGAGGUGCGCUCAACCUGGCGGAAGUGCCUCACACUGAAGGCAGAAGGCAGAAGAGAAGCCUGAAAUGUGGGUUGCAGAAUGAGGCCAAGCAAGGCAGGCUGGAGUGGGGAGGUCGUGCAGGGCAUGGACCUGAAGGACCUGAGCUGGGGUUGAUGGGCUUCUGUCAUAGGGAAGCCAGGCAGUGCCACUGCACGUCGCAGGGAAAUGACAAGUGGAAACUAGAGGAACAAGGGUAGCAGCACCUUCCUGAUGUGGUGCUGGCCACACAAGGAUGACCAUUAACUGCAGAAAAAGACUCAGGAGGAGGGUGUGUUUUGGUGAAGGCAGUUUUGAGGGAUUUGGGCAUAGCAUGCUGGAGGCCCUAAGGGCCACCUAUGAAUGGCCCUCUUGCACCUUACCCCAGCCAUUCAAGGCCUGUUGGGGGAACAGGCGGCAGGGCAGAGGAAAGACUUGGGGAUGGUCCCAGCGGUGCUACUGACUCCGUAUGCUGACACCUGUGGGCCUCAGUUUCCCCACAUGUGAAAUGUCAGGAACUUACCUCCAAAGUGUCAUCCCCACCUGCCUGAGAACCCAUCCUAAGGUGACAAUAAAGUAUUUAUGCUCAAGGGGAA